This is a messenger RNA of Durusdinium trenchii, 893 nucleotides long. The record is from the annotation of a GenBank genome assembly. Lineage: Eukaryota; Dinophyceae; Suessiales; Symbiodiniaceae.
GCUUGACGCUGCAGCAGCAGACGUGCUCUCAUCACGAUUCCAGAAGGAAGCCUUUCAAUGGUUGCUCUUCUUGCAGAGUGUGGCGAAGAUUCGACUGUCUGAGAUAAGAGAAGGAGAUUCCAAGAUACAGUGCUUGUGCGAGGUGUGGGGCCUGAAACAUGAGCAGCCAAAAGUAAGACGAGAAAUACAUUGCAAUAACACGAAAUAAAACUAAAUGAAUAAAGACAAGAAACAGUGCAGCAAUCGGAAUAUAAUAUAAACACAAAACUGCACCAGUAGACUGGUUGUAACUCUAGAUGGGCAAGCGUGGCUGUGAGAUGAUGAGAUACUGGUAUUGUUCUGAAGUCAAUCUGAUGCCACAAUCUGUCCCUACAGCUCUGAAAGAUGGAACUUCGAAAGAGAAAGGAAAAGGUGGAAAGGGCGGACAGGGUGGAAAAGGUGGCGAAGGUGCAGAGCCUAUGGAGUUCAUGGCGCUGGAACUUCAAGCUCCCAGACCAAGGGUUUCUGCUAUCGGUUCAGACUCUGUCGCAGACGUGAGCAUUAGCACGGAGAGUUUUGGCUCCCCUCCAUACCAGCGUUGCCUGUCCUACAGGCUUGUUGGCGGCGAAGACUGCGGAGUAUCUGAACAAGUUUGCGCUGCACUUCCCCUUGCUGAGCUUCCUGCAUCUACGAAACACCCAGUGAAACUACGGAAAGAAGAGGGCCGUUUGUUCUGCUUCUUGCCCCUUCCACCAAGUGCUGUGUCCCUUCGUGUUGCAAUGCAUGUUCAUGCGCUCGAACCUCAGCUGCCUCAGCUGCCUCAGCAGCCUCAGCUGACUCAGCCUUGCGCAGCAAACCCAGUGCAGAUGCGUUUUUGCUCUGCCCACAGACUGAUAUCACAGAUGCUGUUUUGA